GGUUUUCCAGUUUGGCUAAAGUAUGUUCCUGGAAUUAGCUUCAGGACAGAUAAUGAACCAUUUAAGAUUGAGAAUGAAUAUGGACCAGUUGAAGAAUUGAUGAAUGAACCUGGCAAAAUGUACACCGAAUGGGCAGCAAAAAUGGCUGUGGGUCUCGAAACAGGAGUUCCAUGGGUAAUGUGUAAGCAAGAUGAUGCUCCAGAUCCAAUUAUUAAUACCUGCAAUGGUUACUAUUGUGAUUACUUCUCUCCCACAAAGACUUAUAAGCCUACUAUGUUUACUUCAUUUGGUAAUCCAAUCCCAACUCGCCCGGUUCAAGAUCUGGCAUUUUCGGUCGCUAAAUUCAUUCAGAAGGGUGGAUCGUUUAUCAACUAUUAU
Striga asiatica is the source of this 378-nucleotide messenger RNA. The record is from the annotation of a GenBank genome assembly. Lineage: Eukaryota; Viridiplantae; Streptophyta; Magnoliopsida; Lamiales; Orobanchaceae.